Messenger RNA from Pipra filicauda (Wire-tailed manakin), 3150 nucleotides. It is a transcript of the gene LPAR1, whose product is annotated as lysophosphatidic acid receptor 1. Gene Ontology annotation, biological process: neurogenesis; phospholipase C-activating G protein-coupled receptor signaling pathway. Bases 489 to 1598 code for a protein of 369 amino acids. The record is from RefSeq and is a predicted model, not a curated record. NCBI's taxonomy places the organism in Eukaryota, Metazoa, Chordata, Aves, Passeriformes, Pipridae. Gene Ontology annotation, molecular function: lysophosphatidic acid receptor activity. The transcript has 4 exons. Gene Ontology annotation, cellular component: membrane.
AGCGGUGCGCGGGACGCGCGCCUUGGCUGGGGCCCCUCCAGCGAAGGGCUCCUUCGGGAUGGGCUCGAGUGAGCUGCUGGCGUCGGGUUAAGCUUCUAUUGCUGCUGGACUAACGCCUCUGGGGUUGGCCUGGACUAAGUGAUGGGCGCUUGUUUGAUUAAGGGACACUAACAGUACUUACUUAGAGUCUGUCCUGAUUUAUUGCCCCCUCUCCUCUGUGAAGUCUCUUUGGAUUGAUUUAUACCGAUUAAGGCAGUGGAAAAAGUCCUUGUUAAAAAAUGGUUGCCACCUCUCUCUCCUGACUUCCUCAGUCCUUCGGACGAAGAGCCUGCUGAAGUCCGAUGGGAGCCGUGUUGAUGUGUCCAUGGUGUUUACAAAGGAGCAAAUAUCAGCAUGACUAGAGUCUGAGGAAGGGCUUCUUUGUUCCUGCCAGGAGUUUGCGGGUGCAGAGGAACAGUGCAAGCCCAGCAGGGACAUUUUAAGCUACCAUGGAUACCCCCACCGAUUUGGUGCCGUCCUCCAUGAUGUCCCAGCCUGAGGUGAUCGAGUCCACAGCCAUGAGCGAACCACAGUGCUACUACAAUGAAACCAUUGCCUUCUUUUAUAACCGAAGUGGAAAAUAUCUAGCCACUGAAUGGAACACUGUCAGCAAGCUUGUAAUGGGACUGGGGAUUACCGUCUGCAUCUUCAUAAUGCUGGCCAACCUCUUGGUAAUGGUGGCUAUUUAUGUCAACCGCCGAUUCCACUUUCCUAUUUAUUACUUAAUGGCAAACUUAGCCGCUGCGGACUUUUUUGCAGGGCUGGCCUACUUUUACUUAAUGUUCAACACAGGACCCAACACUAGAAGAUUGACUGUAAGCACCUGGCUUCUCCGUCAGGGUCUCAUUGAUACUAGUCUGACAGCCUCUGUAGCCAAUUUGUUGGCCAUUGCUAUUGAGCGGCAUAUUACAGUUUUCCGAAUGCAGCUGCACACUCGGAUGAGCAACCGGCGAGUGGUCGUCGUAAUUGUUGUUAUCUGGACUAUGGCCAUCGUCAUGGGUGCCAUACCCAGUGUUGGAUGGAACUGUAUUUGUGAUAUCACUCACUGCUCCAACAUGGCACCACUCUAUAGUGACUCCUACCUGGUCUUCUGGGCUAUUUUCAACCUGGUCACUUUUGUGGUCAUGGUGGUCCUAUAUGCUCAUAUCUUUGGGUAUGUUCGCCAAAGGACUAUGAGAAUGUCCAGACACAGUUCUGGACCCCGCAGAAAUCGGGACACCAUGAUGAGCCUCCUGAAGACUGUGGUCAUUGUGCUUGGUGCUUUCAUAAUCUGCUGGACCCCAGGAUUAGUCUUGCUGCUCCUUGAUGUUUGCUGUCCCCAGUGCAACGUCCUGGCCUAUGAAAAAUUCUUCCUGCUCCUGGCAGAGUUCAACUCUGCCAUGAACCCCAUCAUCUACUCCUACCGGGACAAGGAAAUGAGCGCAACCUUCAAGCAGAUCCUCUGCUGCCAGCGCAGUGAGAGCGCCAAUGGCCCCACCGAAGGCUCAGAUCGGUCGGCAUCCUCGCUCAACCACACUAUCUUGGCUGGUGUCCACAGCAACGACCACUCUGUGGUGUAAAACCACAGCCAGCCACGUGACCGACAAAGAGCAGCAGGCUACGCCACAGAGCGGGGUGGGUGCAUGGGCCCGGGGAAGGUAACCCACUCACAAUGUUUUCUUAAACACUAAUGGACUACAAGUGCCUCUUUUCCAGGGAGCCUGGCACACCAGUGCAGACCACCCCGUCCACAGGACUGGCCAGGAUGCAAGGCCUUUGAUUUCUACUUUAGAAAAGUAGAAGGUAGAUGCCUUGAGGCGGAGGGCAUCGAUAGCCCGUGGAAAGCUUCGCUGAGACUUUGUUGGACUUCGCUGCAUCUUGGUGCCAGUCUGAGUCAACUCUGAUUAAUUAAGCUUAUAACUGCUUCACUGCAUUUACACGUAGCCACUUAGUAUUUUUAAAAAGGGAGUAAAGGGGAUAAAAGUAUGCCUAUCAUUUAAUAGACAUGUAAUAUGUAUCACCAUCAGCAUGCUUGUGAUGAACGUUUUCUGUGCAGGGAGUAAAACUGUGCUCUAGUCUUUGUAUCCUUAGCCACAUUGCCAUAACUACAGUAAAAACAAAAGUAUUUUUUUCUAACACAGGCAACAGGAAGAUGAUGGAAACUGACUCUUCUUACCUUCAUUACUGGCGUUAGAGAAUGCAUGUUCUGUGUGUAUGCAGAUUGUUUUAAUUAUGAAAAAAAAAGCUCUUUGUAAAGUCUACAGGAAAGUAGAAAAGCAUAGACUGUAUUCCAAUGUUUGUUUAGAUUACGAAAUAAACAGUACUUUAGUCACAAUGUAUAUAAGGUUCUUCUUUGAAGUGCAGUAUGAAAUGAGUAACAUGUGAGGGGUACCAAGUUUUUUAUGGACAAGUUCUUAAGAUAGAACACAUCCCUAGGGCUCUUAAAGGGCUACAAUCAAGUUGGUAAAUUAAAAAAAAAAUGUAUUUAUGUCAUUGGAAUGUUUUUCUUGUUCAUGGCAAAAAACUUAAGCAUUUUUAAUGUGAAAAAAGUGUAAGUUUUUAUGGAACUUUUCUUGUAAUUGAAAACAAAACACCUUUUGCAUUUUUGCACUGAGAAAUAUUUGUAGGGUAUCUUUUAAAUUACUAUACCCUUCACUUCAAAAGCAUUGAGCUAUUAAGAACCGAGGUACAAUUUUAUUUUGUGAAGUCAAGACUUUACUACAUAUUCAUCUAUUGAAAAUGACUGGACUGUGCUACAGAUAAUAGGCACACAUGCACAUUGUUAUAAAUAGCUAAGCUAACAGGUGGACUUUUUCAUACCAGACUGUUUGGAAGAGAAAUGCCACUCAUGUGAAUAUCGGUUGCCCAGAAUCACUGACAUUAAAAAAGACUCCUUAACAGGGCUAAGUGUAAGCAAAGGUGGGAUCUUGCUGAUAAAAAACUUGGGACCUUUCUCUGUGAAACUGUAUGAUCAUCUAACAAUGUAAAAUAUAUCAAGAGUAAAUUCCUGGGGCCAUUUGUCUCAUCGUCAUUUGCCUCUAUACCAAAAAAAACCCAACACCCAAACAAAAAAAUAAACACUCCCAAAAAAACCCCACAAAAUAAAAUCAGAGAUGUAUAUCCUUCAGUGUA